AUAAUCCUCGAGAUUGUCAUCGGAAACAAAGAAAUUGAUGCUAUUGUUUGAUUUAUUUUUAACAAUUAAGUGCCGUUUUUUUGUGUUCAUAUAACAUAUGUGUGUCUUAUUUCAUAAAUUGUUAAUUAAAUUGUUUAACUGCAUAACAAUUAUCACAUACCAAUAUUAAUCACACAAAAAUAUAAUAACUAUAAUAUUGUCAGUGAAACCAAAAGCUUUUUAUUAUUAUUAAUUAAAAUUAUUAGUUAUAGUCAAUUACAUAUUUUGUAACAUUAGAUAUAAUAUUACGGGUAAACCAUAUAUAAAAAACAAAUGGUUAACUUAUUUCCAUUUAUUCCGCUAUCGAUAGCGUUUUUAUUUGCAUUAUUAUUAAGUUUAAUUUACAUAUUAGCAUUGAUCUAUUCACAUGUCAAUCCAGUGUAUCCAUUCAUUAGUGAUUCCGGUGCCACACAUCCAGAAGCGGCAUAUUUUUCAUACAUCCUCUACUUGAUUGCAAUACUCGUGGGAAUCAUGAGUUGGAUUCGUUACAAACAAAUCAAGUACUUCAUACACAACAAUCCCAAACAACAGCAACAGUUCAAUAACAAUGACAACAAUGUGCGACAAAAAUCAAAAUCUAUUGAUGAAAAAUUAUCUGAAAGAUUGAGUACUGUUUUCAAAUUGGAUCGAUUGAAUACAUGGUCACUGUAUAUGUCGAUAAUCCAAGUGCUUAGCCUACCGGCAGUGGCAGCGUUUCGUUCAACAGAGAGCCUAGAACUGCAUCUAUUGGUCGGUGCCGUUCCCGUGUUUAGCGCAUCCCUUAUCUAUUUUUUGAUGCAAACACAUAUAACAUAUCUGACCAUACCAUAUGUCGGUACCUUAAAAAUGGCCAGAUUUAGGCUUUUAGUAUCCAUUUUGUCCAUUAUUUUCGGCACGUGUAUGUUAUUUGGAGUGCUUUUCUCAGCACUGGGAUUAAAGCGAACCUACGCUGACAUUAGAGGUCCCUCCCGACUGGUAUGGGACGAGUCGUAUGGCGGAUAUGUAGGUCAUGUGGUCAGCACUGUUGCCGAAAAUGUGGCAAUUUUUAUGAUGUGUCCGUUUUAUGCCUCGUUUUAUCCCGAAUUUAGACGAAUUGAAACACAAAACCGUAGACUUAAAUUCAAAUUUAAUGAAAUCAAUUUUUAG
Oppia nitens is the source of this 1164-nucleotide messenger RNA. Its product is annotated as DNA damage-regulated autophagy modulator protein 2-like. The transcript is spliced from 4 exons. The coding region runs from base 313 to 1164 and encodes 283 amino acids. The record is from RefSeq and is a predicted model, not a curated record. NCBI's taxonomy places the organism in Eukaryota, Metazoa, Arthropoda, Arachnida, Sarcoptiformes, Oppiidae.